GUCAGCUGAUCCUCUCAUUUCAUCUCUGACACCAUCCUCUGCUGUCUUUUGCUCUUUCUCUCUCUCCUGCCAGCUGUCCAUCCUUCAGACAUCACCAGUCUUUUUUUCUGCCUCUUCUCUUUCCCACAGCUCCUCUCUCUUUCUGUUGAUUUCCCCAUCAUCACUUUCUGUCUCUGGAUCUGGGGCGAGAUAUGAAGCGGCACCAUGGGUUUCAUGGAAUUCUACCUGGAGAUUGACCCCGUCACCCUCAACCUCAUCAUCCUUGUUGCCAGCUAUGUCAUCCUGCUCCUGGUCUUCCUCAUCUCCUGCAUCCUGUACGACUGCCGGGGCAAAGACCCCACCAAGGAGUACGCCCCUGACAACACACCGGCGCCGCCCAGCCAGUCGCCCAUACGCCUGGUGGUCAUGCAGAACUCGCCCGCCUCGUCUCGCUACGAGCCCAACAACACGGCUGGACACGGAGAGCUGCCGACGCCAGACCUGAGCCGGGACAGAGGAGAGAGGGAGCGGGAAAGAGAGAGGGAGAGGGAGAAGAGGAGUACUCUGGUCUGAGGAGGAGGAGGAGGAGGAGGAAGAUGGACAACCAUGAAGUGCUGUUGUAUCACUUUGUUCAAUGUUUUUAGUCCUGGACUCUUUAUUUUUACUUUUUAACAUCCCAGAUUGAAGAGCUGCUGAGCAGAUCAGCAGGAGGUUUUUCCAGGGACUUGGCCACACCUGCUGAAAAACUCCCAGAAGCCCCUUCAGUUCCAUCAGCCAGUAGACAGCCUGCAUGUUCAGCCUGAACCCUCAGAGGGACUCGAUCACAUUGCACCAAGAGACUGCUGAGGACCAGAGGACAUCCUUCACUGAUCGAUUUAUUGAUUGGUUUGUUUGAGUGUCCUGCACCAGAUGUUGUCCAGCCCAUAUGGGCUUACAAGACACAAGACAACAACAAGUCUGACUUCAACCUGCUCACUGAGGUAGAAUUAUCUGCUCUGACACUGGAGAUAUUUAGACUUUGACUCUGCCUCAUCAGGACCUGCGUGUUACCUGCAGAAACACUAACACAGGCCACAAUGUGUCUGAGACCUGAGAUAACUGGGACUGAGGUGUUACUGGAUAGUGGUGCCAGUGGAUCAGAUGAUGGAUACAACACAGAGCAAUAAUAUUACUCUGUUAAAGAAAGACAGAUGUUGUGGUCAGUAACAACAGCUGGAACUAUCACAGACAGCUGUCUGAUCAAAGGUAUUCUCAUGAUUUCACAGAUACUGGGCCAUAUUUAAACAACCUACAGCUCAUAAUCUAAAGUGCAGUUAGGGUGUUACUCAUUAAACGCUGCAUAAUCUGGAUGCAAAGUUUGGCUCAAGGGGCGAAGGGGUUGUAUUUAGUCUCUUUAUUAAUCAGAGGUGUGUUUUGGACAUGACAUGAAUUCACAAAUCACCUCCCGUUACUUUUAAUAUGGUGCAUUUACAUGGCAGAUUCAGUGAAUUGGAGAAGCAAGCGAUUUUCUGUUGAGAGCAAUGCAGUCAGAGCAGUGAUGUCACUGUGGCAGAUAUUGUGGGACAUUUAAGCAGCUAAGCUAAAAACUGCAGUUAACUUUUAACUUGUGAAAUGAUCAGUGAAGUUACACUGCUUCUUCUUCUCGUCUGUAAUUGCACACAUGGGGAGUCAAACAGCAGCUCCGCAGCUCUGCUCUGAUCUCUGCUACGUUUACAUUUUACAAAAUGUGUCCCUGUGUGUGUAACGAGCAUACAUGUGUUGUGAACUUGCCUAUUUAGGUACAUCUCACUAUCUGACUAAUGCACCCAGUAAGUUUUUGUUGGUUAAUGCAUCAGUUGCUUUUUGCUGCCUCUAAUUAGCAACAUGCCAACAAUGCACCUGCCCACACCUCAUUUUAAGACCCACAUACGAAUGGGCACACAGAUGGGCACAAGUACAUUUGCUUCUUACACAACCUGACUGUGAAAUGACGACUGCAUCUGUCUGAAACUAGCAGCGACAGUUGUGCUACGCUACUUUGUCUUCCUGCAAAACCAACUGCCGCUCUGCACCGCUCUUCUCCUUCGUCACUGGAUAUCUGUUAAGUCCACUGUGCUAGCUGUGGCAGGUUGGAGCAGUGAGUGGAAAUAAUGGGUCUAAAUUCUGGAAGUAACCAGUUACUGUUAUGACAACACCUGACCCUGAACCCCAGGGGCCGGUAAAGCCCCAGCUUCACCUUGUGUCAUUCUGUUUCUGGAAAUUUGAUUAACUGAAAGCUUGUCAGGGAUUUUUUUCAUGAAAAGGUCCUCAAAAUCUAACACCUGUAUAAUUUAAAUUUUCAUUCAUUCAUUCAAUCAUUUGUUUUCUGCAACUGCUUAUUCUGUUAGGGGUCGUGGGGGAGAGUCACUAAUUAACCUACAUGUCUUUGGACUGUGGGAGGAAGCUGGAGCAACUGGAGGAAACCCACGCUGACACGGGGAGAGCAUGCAAACUCCACACAAAAGGGCUCCUCCACCCCAGGGUUCAGACCCCCACCUUGGGUUUGAACCAGGAACUCUCUUGCUGUGAGGUGACAAUGCUAACCACUGCAGCACCAUGCCGCCAAUUUAAGUUUUCAUUUCUGAAUAAAUGUGUUUUCAUCGAAUUACACAAAUAAAUAGACACACAAACAACC
Messenger RNA from Epinephelus lanceolatus (giant grouper), 2632 nucleotides. It is a transcript of the gene smim36, whose product is annotated as small integral membrane protein 36. NCBI's taxonomy places the organism in Eukaryota, Metazoa, Chordata, Actinopteri, Perciformes, Serranidae. The record is from RefSeq and is a predicted model, not a curated record.